CAUACAUAAACUAAAGCAAGCUAUACAAUGAACCAACCAUUAUUCGCGUCGCUAUUAUUCUGGGACGACUGUGCUUGAGCGGUGGAUGCCUUGUCGACUAUAUGCAGCGACAGUAUCAAAACAAUGCAAAACAUGAAUGUAGUAAUGAAGCUGGCUCAUGAUAACGAGCUGGCAUAACAAGCUCGCCGGUCAACAAAGGCAACCGCGCGUUGACCGGGGCUUUUCCAGUCUGCAAAGGGCCCGGCGUAGUACCAUGUCGCUGAGCCAGGCGCAAUGGCGUACAUUAGCUCCAGGUCCGCCGUGCGCGGGCCCGUUUUUGUGGUGUCAAGGUUGCAGGUUGGGCUGCGAGCUGAUGGCGCACGGUCUGCCCGCCGUGCUUGCGCCCUUUCCCGCGGCUGGAUGGUGUCAAGCCCGCAGGGCAUGGAGCUGGCUACAGUUGCUAUGGCAUCGCAAUCAGGUUAAGGCCCGCCGUGCUCGCGCCCUUUCCCGUGGCUGGAUGGUGUCAAGCCCGCAGGGCAUGGAGCUGGCUACAGUUGCUAUGGCAUCGCAAUCAGGUUAAGGCCCACCGUGCUCGCGCCCUUUCCCGCGGCUGGAUGGUGUCAAGGCCGCAGGUGGCGCGAGGACUGCAGUCAAGCCGGAUGGAUGGUGGAGUGAGCUAGGACAUAUGCUGCGAUGUUGGCGCAUGGUGUCCAUGAAGGUGCUGCUUAGCGCUCAGGUGGCUGCUAUGGAUUCUGGAGGCCAGACCAUGCCUAGUCACUUGUGUGAAUCAGCUUGGAGGUAGGCUGCGUGUGGACUUCCCAGCUGCAAGGGACUUUAUCCCUCUGGUCUUGUGAAGGGCAAGGCAGGGCAUGACCACUGCGGUCUUGUAAUAGCUGUUGGGU
Molecule: messenger RNA, 881 nt
Organism: Chlamydomonas reinhardtii
Lineage: Eukaryota; Viridiplantae; Chlorophyta; Chlorophyceae; Chlamydomonadales; Chlamydomonadaceae
Exons: 3
Coding region: 274-462 (62 amino acids)
Source: RefSeq, a predicted model, not a curated record